UCGUCAUAAUUCUCUUUUCAGGAGCAUCCUCGACUAGGAGGGACUCCGUUGGCGAUGUUGGCCGCCCAGUGCAACAAACUGGCCUCGAAAAGUCCUCCUCCGCUGGCAGACGCUGCCGUAGGCAAAGGAUUCCAUCCCUGGAAGAAGAACAACUCAGGUCCCACUCCCGUUUCUCUCGGACAGCCGGCGCCGGCGUCCUCCCCCAACUCGUUACCGUCGCAAAGUCCGCUCUCGACCCCUCCGGGCCGUUCGCCCGGAACCCACACGCCCACGUACAGCAUGACCGCAACUCCUGGCCGACCCGAUUCGCAAGGCAGCAACAUGAUCGUUUCUGGUCAAACGCAAGUGGCCACGUCGUAUUCGGAUAGUUUGUUCUAUCCGGCGCAGAGUGUUGCUAGUCACCAUCACGGAGGCCAAGACCCGAGCCAAUUGUACGCUCGGCCAGCGUACGAGUCGUGGCCGUUCAACGUGGGUCAGACCCAAGUCAAGAGCGAGAUGCCCAGUGCGGCCCCGGCCGCCACGGCGCCCUGGUGGGACAUGCACGCGGCAUCGUCGUGGGGUCAACUGGAAAUGGGAGUGCCGUCCGGAGGGAUGGCCCAUCAACUACCUUCGAGUUAUCCCCAGUCGGAUUAUAGCUUCAGUUCGAGUCUGGCAUCGACGCCCGCCGGCCUUCUCGCCGGCACAGGAAACCAUCAGCUUCUGCAGGAUACGUACAAGACGAUGCUGAGCUCGUCGGGUCAGAGCAGUAGCACGGCUACGAGCGGCUCUUCGUUUCUGUCCUCGCAGUCGACAGGCGUGACGUCUUUGGCCAGUGUGCCGUCUCCGCGAUCCCAGCGAAGGUACACUGGAAGGGCGACCUGUGACUGUCCUAACUGCAAGGAAGCAGAACGACUCGGCCCGGCGGGCGCGCAUCUGCGCAAGAAAAACAUUCAUUCAUGCCAUAUUCCUGGCUGCGGGAAGGUGUACGGCAAAACUUCGCAUUUGAGGGCCCACCUCAGAUGGCACACUGGCGAGCGUCCUUUUGUGUGCAACUGGUUGUUCUGUGGUAAGCGUUUCACUCGUAGCGACGAGCUCCAACGACAUCUAAGAACACAUACUGGCGAGAAAAGGUUCGCAUGCCCUGUGUGCAACAAGAGGUUCAUGAGGUCUGACCAUUUAUCAAAGCACGUGAAAACCCACAACGGGGGCAACUCCGAGAAAAAGGGCUCCUCCUCAGGAUCGUGUUCCGACUCGGAGAACUCGCAGUCGGAACCCCAAUCCCAGGGUGGCAUGAGUCAAUCUCCGACGCCGCAACUCAUGACAUCACCACCGUUAUCGACGCUGAAUCCGGCCCUGAUGAGUCCCUUGGUGCUCCAAGGACACCACUCGGAGCCGCCCUCGACGGCUCAUCCGCACCUUCUCAUGGCGGCGCCCGACCACUUCGCGCCCCACAUGAGGAAGUAG
Messenger RNA from Galendromus occidentalis (western predatory mite), 1443 nucleotides. RefSeq names its product transcription factor Sp9-like. Gene Ontology annotation, biological process: regulation of transcription by RNA polymerase II. Bases 55 to 1443 code for a protein of 462 amino acids. The record is from RefSeq and is a predicted model, not a curated record. Lineage: Eukaryota; Metazoa; Arthropoda; Arachnida; Mesostigmata; Phytoseiidae. The transcript has a single exon. Gene Ontology annotation, molecular function: DNA-binding transcription factor activity, RNA polymerase II-specific; RNA polymerase II cis-regulatory region sequence-specific DNA binding.